Trichomycterus rosablanca is the source of this 726-nucleotide messenger RNA. It is a transcript of the gene gdnfa, whose product is annotated as glial cell derived neurotrophic factor a. Gene Ontology annotation, biological process: peripheral nervous system development; positive regulation of branching involved in ureteric bud morphogenesis; negative regulation of neuron apoptotic process. The transcript has 2 exons. The record is from RefSeq and is a predicted model, not a curated record. Lineage: Eukaryota; Metazoa; Chordata; Actinopteri; Siluriformes; Trichomycteridae. Gene Ontology annotation, molecular function: glial cell-derived neurotrophic factor receptor binding; receptor tyrosine kinase binding; growth factor activity. Bases 16 to 726 code for a protein of 236 amino acids.
GGAACUGAGUCUAAAAUGAAGUUAUGGGAUGUUCUAGCCACGUGUUUGUUGCUCCUGAGCUCCGUGUCCGCUCGCCCUCUCUUCCACAAGCUGCAGCUGUCUAACAAGAGAGCUUCUCAAGCCGAGCGCCGCAGUGAGCCUCUUGUCCGGGACCCAGUCAUAAAUUCUCGUCUCGACAUCGCCAGUCUGAAACAAGCCUCUAUGGAAGAACAAUAUGACAUCACCGGACUCCACCCAGACCAGUUUGAUGAUGUAAUGGACUUUAUCACAGCUACCAUUGGCAGACUCCGGAGGUCUUCUGAUAUGGAGUUGGAAGGAAAAAGAGGGAGAGGGAAACAGAAAGGGGCAGCAAAUCGGAAGAAGGGACGAGGCAGAGGACGAGGCGGAGGCCGAGCGGGCAAGGGGGAUUUCGAUGAUUUAGUCAAAGGACAAUCGCGUGGGUGCCUUCUCAAGGAGAUCCACCUCAACGUGACAGACCUAGGGUUGGGUUACCAGACCAAAGAGGAGUUAAUAUUCAGGUACUGCAGUGGUCCCUGUUUCGAUUCGGAGACUAACUAUGACAAGAUCCUAAACAACCUUACACAGAACAAGAAGCUGGACAAAGACUCGCCUUCACAGACCUGCUGUCGACCUAUAGCUUUCGACGAUGACCUAUCGUUCUUGGAUGACAACUUAGAGUAUCACACUCUAAAGAAGCAUUCAGCAAAGAAGUGCGCCUGCAUUUGA